Hippopotamus amphibius kiboko is the source of this 3110-nucleotide messenger RNA. RefSeq names its product cardiotrophin-1-like. NCBI's taxonomy places the organism in Eukaryota, Metazoa, Chordata, Mammalia, Artiodactyla, Hippopotamidae. The record is from RefSeq and is a predicted model, not a curated record. The transcript is spliced from 3 exons. The coding region runs from base 39 to 650 and encodes 203 amino acids.
GGGGGCGUGGAGGCAACCGGGAUCAGCCAGGGGCCAGCAUGAGCCGGAGGGAGGGAAGUCUGGAGGACCCCCAGGCUGACUCCUCAAUCUCACCCCUUCCCCACUUGGAGGCCAAGAUCCAACAGACACACAGCCUUGCCCGCCUCCUCACCAAAUAUGCUGAGCAGCUCCUCCAGGAAUAUGUGCAGCACCAGGGAGACCCCUUCGGGCUGCCCGGCUUCUCGCCCCCGCGGCUGCCGGUGGCUGAUCUGAGCCCCCCGGCCCCGGGCCACGCGGGCCUGCCUGUGCCCGAGCGCCUGCGGCUGGACGCGGCGGCGCUGGCCGCGCUGCCGCCGCUGCUGGACGUCGUGCGCCGCCUCCAGGCCGAGCUGAACCCGCGCGCGCUGCGCCUGCUGCGGCGCCUGGAGGACGCGGCGCGCCAGGCCCGGGCCCUGGGCGCCGCCGUGGAGGCCGUGCUGGCGGCGCUGGGCGCCGAGACCCGCGCGCCCCGGCCCGAGCCCGCCGCCGCCGCCGCCAUCGCCGCCGCCACUGCCACCGCGGGCGUCUUCCCGGCCAAGGUGCUGGGGCUCCGCGUGUGCGGCCUCUACCGCGAGUGGGUGAGCCGCACCGAGGCCGACCUGGGCCAGCUGGCGCCCGGGGGCCCGGCCUGAGCGCGGGGCGCGCGCCGCAGCUCGCAGUCCCCUCCUGGGCCGUCUCUGUCUCUCCAUCUCCAUCCCUCUCCAUCUCCGUCAGGGUCUCUGUGUUCUGCGACUGUCUCCAUCUCUCAUUGCUUUGUACGCUCUCGAUCUCUUUUUCUCUCUGGGUCCUCCUUAUCUCGUGUGUGACUUCCCAUGUCUGUCAUUUCCUUGCUUUCCCCUCUUUUUCUCUAUCUCUUGGGCCUGCCUCACUGGGGAUCUUUUGUCUCCCCUUCUCCCCAUCUCUUGCCCCCUCCUGGCCCCUUGUGAGCAUGUGUACCGUCUCCGCCUCAUCUCAAGGAGGGAACACCUGGCACUGUGUUUCCCUCUGUCCUUCUCUCUGUCCUUUCCUGGCCAGGGACAUGCCUGCUGACCUCUGCGGUGGGUGGGCUACUCCAGACUAAUUUCAGCCACCUUCCCCCGGGGUCACUCCACCUGCUACUCUCCUCCUCCCCCAUCCCGCCCCUUUGCCGCCCUGCCCCCCUCUCCCUUUGAUGUCCUUCCCCUCCCUCUGCCCUAUCCCUGUACCUUCCCUUCCCCCUAAGUCAGGUCCACGGAGAGAAAAAAAUAUCACCCCUUAAAAAGAGUUUUAUUUACGAGAAUAAAUUAAUUUUUUGUAAAUAAAAUGUUUAAAAAUAAAAAGAACACUAAAGUUACCAGCAUAUAUAAUUGUUGAAAAUGGGGAGACACCUUUAAGAGAAUAAGAUCCUUGGGUUACAGCCUGGUGCCCCCAGACAUUCCCAAAAGCCACAGUAUAAAUAGGAGAUUCAUGAGAGAGCCCCAGGCCAGGGAUGCCAUCUGUCAGCCCAAAACAGGAAGUGGAUAUGUUGCAAGCAGGAAACAGAUGUGGUACAAGUCCUUAGUUUUUCAAGAAUCGGGGAUGUUCAUUGAAUAGGAAGUAAAGCCCAUUAAGAUGGGAAGUUGUAACAGUGGCCAUAGUCAGAGAGGUAGACUAGGGGAGGAAAUGAACUCCAGCGAGAAGGGAGGCCUAGUUGCUCAGAAAGUCCAUAUCUUCAUACAGGAAGUGAGGUAGAGACAAGAAGGCAGCUCCUGGACCUCCCUGAAAUUACAGGAAGAGGAAGGUCUCAGGGAGAGCCCAGGAAGGAGACUAACUGUACUCCCCCUGUAGAGUGGGAAGUGAAGCCUCUUCAAAGAGGCGCUUCUUUCCACCCAGGAAAUAGGCAACCAGUACCGCUGGACUGGUAAUCCAUGAGAUGAUACCCGUAAAGUCCUGCCCAGAUCUGGAAGGGAGGCCAUAGGACCUAAGCAGGAAGGCCCAGGCUAUAGGGACUGAGGCCCGGUUCCCAGGAAAUUUUCCCAGAUACAUGGUGCACAAACCCUGUCUACUAGACAAGAUGUGUCUGCUUUCUAGCCGAGAAGCAAGGCAGAAAAGAGUCCACUGUCAUAGGGGAAGUGUCGCAGCCUCUGACAGGAAGUCCCACCUCCUCUAUCCCGGGUAUUUGGCUUUGAGCAGAGCCAAGUCCCUCACAGCUCGGUCUGUCCAAUGGCCAUAUUCCCGGGUUACUACAUAGCCUCUGCAUUUCCUCUCGAAGGCCGAGGCCCCAAAGGGGACAAGCCCAAGAGUGUCCUCUUCUGGGGGGAUGGGCAGGCCCAGGGCGGUCAUGAUGGCAGCCAUGUUGCCCAGCAGGCCUUGGGCCCUGAGUCUUGCAGCCCCGAGCUGAGCCAGCAGGAUGGGACUGCCAGGGUUCAGGUCACUCUGGUCAUCUCCUACGAGCUGGAGGUGCUGGGUCAAGGCCAGGAAGGCACCCUGGGCACGGCUCAGACGCUCCCCGUCAUCCAGGGCAUGCCAGGUCUUGAAGGAGACAGCGGCAGGCGGCAGGCUGCUGAGCUGGAGCUCUGGGGCUGAGAAGCCGGGAUCACUAAAGGGGCUGCCUUGGCACUGGAGCUGCAGCAUGAGGGACAGAGACAGCAGUGAGGUCACCAAAAGGCUGCCCUGGGCCUCCCCUGACUUCACAUCUGCCUUCCACAAGACUGGCCUCUUCCCAGGGGGAGUCGCCAUUCCUUGCCUCUCAGGGAGUUGGCGGAAUGUUCUAGCACAGAGCCUGGGCUCUGUUAGGUUCCAACUUGGCCUCCUCCACGUACAAUCCCAGCUUCAGUAAUUCCCAUGUGGCACUAUUAUGGUGAAGAUAAGUAGUAUAUUGGGUUUGGUUAAUGAAUACGUUGUUCAAUACAGCUCUUGGUGAAAAUAAAAACUGUGUCUUUUAUUUUUACUUAAAACCGAAUGAACUUUUUGGCCAACCCAAUAUAUAAAGCACUUAGCACAGCACCUGGCAUACAAUAAGGUGAUUAAUAUCAUUCACGAACUAUAUAUUUAUAUUAGUAUCAUGAACACUAUGAUUAUGUUCUUAAAUAUUUGCCAAUGUAAAUAUAUUAUUGACCAUGUAUAGUAGUUACAGCCCUAUUUCCUUUUUAUUC